Messenger RNA from Microthlaspi erraticum, 420 nucleotides. NCBI's taxonomy places the organism in Eukaryota, Viridiplantae, Streptophyta, Magnoliopsida, Brassicales, Brassicaceae. The record is from the annotation of a GenBank genome assembly.
AUGGGCACUAAGGUGCAUCUGAGUACAGCUUAUCAUCCGCAGACAGAUGGUCAGUCAGAGAGGACUAUUCAGACUUUGGAGGAUUUGCUGAGGAUGUGUGUGUUGGAUUGGGGUGGCCAUUGGGCAGAUCACCUGAGCUUAGUUGAGUUUGCAUACAACAACAGCUUUCAGGCGAGUAUUGGCAUGGCUCCAUUUGAGGCUUUGUAUGGGAGGCCAUGUAGGACACCCCUAUGCUGGACCCAAGUGGGGGAGCGCAGCAUGUAUGGAGCUACUUAUGUUCAGGAGACGACAGAGAAGGUUCGUGUUGUGAGGCUGAACAUGAAGGAGGCUCAGGAUAGGCAGAAGAGUUAUGCAGAUAGACGCAGACGAGAGCUUGAGUUUCAGGUGGAGAUAGAGUUUAUCUCAAGAUGGCUAUGUUGA